UGAUAUACAUAAACCUGAGACGAGAAACAGAAUCUACAGAGAAAAAUCACCGUAUUUUCAACAGCUAGAAAGCCUCUGAAGACAUCGCGAUUCCAAAAAAGAAAAACUUCGAUAAAGCGAUAAUGGAGCCUUAUCAGCUUACGGCAACCCAAGCGCUUGCAAAAUUCAAAGAUGGUUCACUAACAGUGGAAGAAUAUGCUCGAUCGCUGCUGGAACGAAUCGAAAAGAGAGACGAUGCCGUCAAGGCCUGGGAAUAUAUCAACCCGGAAUACGUAAUCCAGCAGGCGAAGAUGCUUGAUCAUCUACCCCGUGAACGCUGGGGGCCUUUACAUGGUGUCGCCGUUGCGGUGAAAGAUAUCAUAUAUACGAGACACAUGCCGACGCAACAUAACUCCCCGAUCUACGCGGGAGAUAAGCCAAAUGUCGAUGCGGCGGUUGUCUCAACGCUGCGCACAGCUCGCGCCUUGCUACUAGGUAAGACUACCACGACAGAGUUUGCGUCUACCGCCACCGGGCCAAAAACACGCAACCCGCACGACGUAACGCGGACUCCGGGCGGAUCAUCCUCCGGGUCUGCGGCAGCAGUGGCUGAUUUCCAAGCGCCCAUCGCGCUAGGCUCCCAAACAGGCGGGAGCACAAUUCGCCCGGGCUCGUUCAACGGAAUAUUUGCCUUCAAACCGACGUGGAACGCCGUCAGUCGCGAGGGUGUGAAGAUAUACUCGGUCAACCUCGACACAGUCGGCUUCUUUGCGCGAUGCGUGCAAGAUCUCCAGCUCCUAGCCGACGUCUUCGCGCUUGAAGACGACGACACGCCCGCACAACAAGACGACUUCUCAAUCGAGGGGUCUAAAUUCGCGCUUGCGAAAACGACGGUGUGGCCCCAGGCCGGGCCCGGCACAAUCGCAGCGUUAGAAGCUGGCGCAAAGCUGCUGCGAGAUCGUGGUGCAGAGGUCGAGGAGAUCGAGCUGCCAGCAGAAUUCGACAGGGUGCCCGAGUGGCACGGCAUUAUACUUGACGCCGACGCGAGAACGACAUUCUUGCCGGAAUACCGCUUUGCUAAAGAGAAGUUGACGUCUCUCCUGGUCGACCACGUUGAGAAUAAGAGCCAGACAUCGCGGGCCGCUCAGCUUGAGGCGUUUGACGGAGUAGCCGCGCUAAGGCCUAGAUUUGAUGCGAUAGCCGGUAAAUAUGCUGCUGUCCUUACGCCGAGCGUGGUCGAUGAGGCGCCUGUGGGUACGGAGUUUACUGGAGACCCGGCAUUUAAUAAGAUGUGGACGGCUCUCCACGUCCCAGUGGUGAAUAUCCCCGGUUUCAAAGGUGAGAACGGAAUGCCGAUUGGCCUGUCGUUGGUCGCGCCGAGGUAUCAUGAUAGGCAUCUCCUUGCGGUUUCCAAGGCUGUCGGGGAGAUUUUCCAAGCCGAAGGAGGUUGGCGGACUUAAACGUCGGGAUAACUCGAUUUUAUCAUCCCCUGUGGGAUGAGGUCGGUUACAUGCCGCAAUUAGUUGUUCAAAGCCGUCAAAUUACUGGUAGGCUUCUGGACACAGGUGUAUGGACAUAUAUGUAUAAUAUCUUUAUUCAAAUAUCAAAUGACGAGAACAAGUGAAGUUCACGAGCCUCAGUAUAAUACGGGACGAAAAUUGCCU
Molecule: messenger RNA, 1643 nt
Organism: Daldinia vernicosa
Lineage: Eukaryota; Fungi; Ascomycota; Sordariomycetes; Xylariales; Hypoxylaceae
Product: amidase signature enzyme
Exons: 3
Coding region: 123-1439 (438 amino acids)
Molecular function (GO): catalytic activity
Source: RefSeq, a predicted model, not a curated record